Knipowitschia caucasica is the source of this 1575-nucleotide messenger RNA. The record is from the annotation of a GenBank genome assembly. NCBI's taxonomy places the organism in Eukaryota, Metazoa, Chordata, Actinopteri, Gobiiformes, Gobiidae.
AUGUUCGCGAGGAUGGGCUUCCAGGCCGCCACCGACGAGGAGGGUCUGGGCUUCGCCGCGUGCGAUGACUUGGACUACGACCACCGGCAAGGCAUGCAGAUGGACGUGCUCACGUCCGAGGAGAUGAUGGGCGGUGGGGGAGAAGGGGGAGAGGGCAGCGGGGACUUGAUGGACGGGGACAGUCACUACCAGAGAGACGGCACCGGCCCACCAAAGUCUGCCUCCAAAGACGGAGCUUCACCCAACGAACUAAGCGAAGCCAAACCCAAAAUCACCGCCUGGGAAGCGGGCUGGAACGUCACCAACGCCAUCCAGGGGAUGUUUGUCCUGGGCCUGCCCUAUGCCAUUCUCCACGGUGGAUACCUCGGACUCUUUCUCAUUAUUUUCGCCGCUGUCGUUUGCUGCUACACGGGGAAGAUACUCAUCGCCUGCCUGUACGAGGAAGACGAGGACGGACAACUGGUCCGCGUUAGAGACUCGUAUGUGGACAUCGCCAACGCCUGCUGCGCGCCCCGCUUCCCCUCUCUGGGCGGUCACGUCGUGAAUGUAGCGCAGAUCAUUGAGCUGGUGAUGACGUGCAUCCUGUACGUGGUGGUGAGCGGGAACCUCAUGUACAACAGCUUCCCAAACAUGCCCAUCUCUCAGAAGUCCUGGGCCAUCAUGGCCACUGCUGCGCUGCUGCCGUGCGCCUUCCUCAAAAACCUCAAAGCUGUGUCCAAGUUCAGCUUAUUGUGCACUUUGGCUCAUUUCGUUAUCAACAUUCUGGUUAUUGCCUACUGUCUGUCCAGGGCAAGAGACUGGGCCUGGGACAAGGUCAAGUUUUACAUAGACGUGAAGAAGUUCCCCAUCUCCAUUGGGAUUAUCGUGUUCAGCUACACGUCGCAGAUCUUUCUGCCGUCACUGGAGGGAAACAUGCAGAAACCAAGCGAGUUCCACUGCAUGAUGAACUGGACCCACAUCGCUGCCUGCAUCCUCAAAGGCCUCUUCGCACUUGUGGCCUACCUGACCUGGGCUGACGCAACCAAGGAGGUGAUCACAGACAACUUACCUCCUGGCAUUCGUGCUGUAGUCAACAUAUUUCUCGUGGCCAAAGCCUUGCUCUCAUAUCCUUUACCAUUUUUCGCCGCUGUCGAGGUCUUAGAGAAAUGCUUUUUCAAAGAAGCGGAACACACAUAUUUUCCAGAUUGCUACGGGGGUGACGGCCGUCUCAAAUCCUGGGGGCUCUCACUCCGCUGUGGCCUUGUGGUGUUCACCUUGCUUAUGGCCAUUUAUGUCCCACACUUCGCGCUGCUCAUGGGCCUCACGGGCAGCCUGACGGGCGCAGGCCUCUGCUUUCUGCUUCCCAGCCUCUUCCAUCUUAAGCUGCUCUGGAGAAAACUCCUCUGGCAUCAAGUUUUCUUCGACGUGGCAAUCUUUGUAAUAGGAGCAGCAGCUUUAGAGCCACAGGCCUCAUCUCGUGUUGAUCUGAUCCUCACAGCUGUGCGCCCUCCUUCUACAGAGCUCAUCUGUAGCGGUAUAAACCACGGUUUCACGGCCAAGGACAUGCUUUCUGGAAAUGCUAAAUACUAUAAGUAG